Messenger RNA from Aspergillus affinis, 1767 nucleotides. Its product is annotated as putative choline sulfatase. Lineage: Eukaryota; Fungi; Ascomycota; Eurotiomycetes; Eurotiales; Aspergillaceae. Gene Ontology annotation, molecular function: sulfuric ester hydrolase activity. The coding region runs from base 1 to 1767 and encodes 588 amino acids. The transcript is spliced from 2 exons. The record is from RefSeq and is a predicted model, not a curated record.
AUGGCCACCAAGAAACCCAACAUUCUCUACAUCAUGGCCGACCAGAUGGCCGCGCCCCUUCUGGCCUUCCAUGACAAAACCUCCAAAAUCAAGACCCCCAACCUGGACCGCCUGGCUGAGGAGGGUGUCGUCUUUGACUCAGCUUACUGCAACUCGCCCCUAUGUGCUCCCUCGCGCUUUGUGAUGGUGACGGGUCAAUUGCCCUCUAAGAUCGGUGCCUAUGAUAACGCCUCCGACCUGCCGGGCGACACUCCCACCUACGCGCACUACCUGCGUCGCGAGGGCUACCACACGGCGCUGGCAGGGAAGAUGCACUUCUGCGGCCCUGACCAGCUGCACGGUUAUGAACAGCGCCUGACGAGCGACAUCUACCCUAGUGAUUACGGAUGGUCAGUGAACUGGGAUGAGCCGGAAAUUCGCCCUGACUAUUAUCAUAACAUGUCCUCCGUCAUGGAGGCGGGACCUGUUGUGCGCACCAACCAGCUGGAUUUUGACGAGGAGGUGAUUUACAAGUCAACCCAGUAUCUGUAUGAUCAUGUGCGUCAGCGCAACGAUCAGCCUUUCUGUUUGACCGUGUCUAUGACUCACCCCCACGAUCCGUAUGCCAUGACUAAGGAGUUCUGGGAUCUGUACGAGGACGUCGAUAUCCCACUGCCCAAGAACCCCGCCAUUCCCCACGACCAGCAGGAUCCGCACUCGCAGCGCGUCUUGAAAUGUAUCGACCUGCUGGGCAAGGAGAUGCCAGAUGAGCGUAUCAAGGCUGCACGACGGGCGUACUAUGCCGCUUGCACCUACGUCGAUACCAAUGUCGGCAAGCUGUUGAAGGUCUUGGAAAAUACCGGCCUGCGUGAUGAUACUAUCGUGGUUUUCACAGGUGAUCACGGCGACAUGCUGGGUGAGCGCGGACUGUGGUAUAAGAUGGUCUGGUAUGAGAACUCGUCACGAGUGCCGAUGAUCAUGCAUGCGCCCAAGCGGUUUGCUCCAAGGCGCAUCCCCCAGAACGUAUCGACCAUGGAUCUCCUGCCCACCUUCGUCGACAUGGUCGGUACACAACUGGUCUCGGAACUGCCGCUGGACGGCGUCUCCCUGUACCCGUACCUGACCGGCCAGGACGGCCUCAAGACCGACACGGUGCUGGGCGAAUACAUGGCUGAGGGCACUCAAUCGCCCGUGGUGAUGAUCCGUCGGGGCCGAUGGAAGUUCGUCUACUCGCUGAUCGACCCACCGAUGCUCUUCGAUCUGGAGGCCGACCCCGAGGAGAAAGUCAACCUGGCCGCCGGUGUCGUAGCGGAACGCUCGUCGCGCCUUCCCGCCGCCCCCCUGAUCAAAUCCGCGUCAGCACCGCCGCAGCCGCAGCCAGCCGCUCUGCCUACACCUUCCGACACACCGCGCGCAUCGCCGCGAGUGCAGCCGACCUCGUACCCCUUCCCCAGUCCUCCGCGCACCCCCAGCCCCGGCAAGAGCGUGGCGUUGCCCGCGACCACCGACCCCGCGAAAAUCCUGGCAUACUUUGUGGACGAAGCGCAGGGCCGCUGGGAUAUGGAACGCAUCCGCGACGACGUGCUCCGGUCGCAGCGUCGGCGACGUCUGGUGUACUCGGCGCUGAUCCGGGGCAACCCUGCGAUCUGGGACUACGAGCCGCGAGUGGAUCCCAGCGCGCAAUACGUGAGGAACCAGGGCAAGGGGGCCUUGGACGAUGUGGAGUUGUUCUCGCGUUGGCCUCGCGUGCUGCAGCAAGCGGCGACGGCGGCGGGGGCUCCCGUUUAG